CAAUCUCAGGCGGUGCGGCGAGAAUACGGAAGUGCGGGACUUGGCAGGAUAGGGAUGCCACUCAGAUCAAUGAUGCACAGGUUUGAAACUGGAACAGAACGUCCCUAAAGCUUGCUUCCAGGGAUGGGUAACAGAGAAGAGGUGUUUACCUUACAGGCGUGACCCUUUCAACAGAACAGGAUACAUCUGAAAUGUUCAACGUGUCUUUUCUCUCUGUGGGUUCCUGAAGGAUAUCUAGCCUGUUACAACAAUGAUUUCUGCACAAGCUGCCUGUGUCCUGCUUCUCUGUGGAUUGCCGCGUGUGCUUGGCACAGAAUCCAAGUCCCACAUUUCUGUUGUCUUAGUCGGGGCCACGGGGGACUUGGCCAAAAAGUACCUGUGGCAAGGUUUGUUUCAGUCGUAUGCAGAGCAGCUUGGUGGUGCCCACAGCCUGAGCUUUUAUGGGGGCACCCGCCUCAGCUCCUUGGAAGCUUCACCAGUAAUGUACGAGAUUCUGAAAGGCCUCUCCUGUUUGCCAAAUGUGCCGUCAGUGAAAUGCGUGCUGCUCAAGGAUCAGUUUCUGAAGUUGACCCAGUACCACCAACUGGACACUCAUGAAGACUACUCCGCUUUGAACAAGAAGAUCGAGGAGACGCUGGCCCAAGAGGGGCUUCGGGAGGAAGGCCGCCUCUUCUAUCUUUCUAUUCCCGCUUUUGCCUAUGCCGACGCCGCGACCAAGAUUAAUGCCACCUGUCGGCCGCGGGGAGGGUCCUGGUUGCGUGUUGUCCUGGAAAAGCCCUUUGGACAUGACCUUCAUUCUGCCCAGCGGCUGGCCGAAGAGCUGCAGAAGGUCCUCCGAGAGGAGGAGAUGUACAGGAUUGACCAUUACCUGGGUAAACAGGCGAUUGCCCAUAUUUUGCCAUUCCGACAUGACAAUCAGCAUUCCUUGGAUCCCAUUUGGAACCAGCAUCACGUUGAAAGAGUGGAAAUCGUCAUGAAGGAGACUUUGGAUUCUAAAGGUCGCACGAGUUUUUAUGAGCAGUACGGUGUCAUUUGCGACGUUAUUCAGAACCACCUGACGGAAAUUCUGACCUUUGUUGCCAUGGAGACCCCAGCAAACAUCAGCGACUCAGAGGAGAUCCACAGAAACAAAAUGAAGGUGUACGCCAGCUUGGAGAGAUUGGAGAAACGGAGCGCAGUCACCGGCCAGUAUCAAGCGUACAUCUCCGAGGUCAGGCAGGAACUCCGGAAGCCAGCUGAAUAUAUCAGCACUGUGCCAACAUUCGCUGGUGUAGUGAUGUUCCUGGAUAGCCCUCAGUGGGAUAAUGUGCCUUUUAUACUGACUGCUGGAAAAGCUCUGGAUGAAAGAGUUGGUUACGCUCGAAUUCUGUUCAAAAACAAAGCCUUCUGCCUCCAAAAUGAGUCCACAAGAAAAGCUGGAUUCAAUCAAUGCAGGCAGAGACAAAUAAUCUUUUAUGUUGGCCACGGAGACUUGAAUUUUCCAGCUAUAUUGGUGAGUAAAAACCUCUUCAAACCAGUGAUCAAUGCAUCAAGCUGGAAACAAGUGACGGAAUUUCCCGAUGUCCAGAUGUUUGGAAUUCCCUUAUCGGAUUAUUACAUCUACACUCCCGUGAUGCAGAAGGAUGCUUACGCAGUAUUAAUACCUCAAAUUUUCCAGGCCAAGAGGGACUCUUUCAUCAAUACCGAGGAUCUUUUGGCAUCUUGGAAAGUCUGGACGCCCUUACUGAAAGAGCAUUCCAACGUGAGCCCACGUCUUUAUCCAGGAGGGGCCCAAAACGGAGAUCUAUUGGACUUCACAGUAGAGGGGAGGGUGGUAUCUUUCAGUAGGUCAGACCCUGUGCAGAUCAUUUCGGAGAGUCCUAGCCUUCAAACUGUGAGUGACUACAAGGCUAUAACCUCGGCUUUCCGAGGGAACACCUUGGUGUCUGCAGGCACAGAGGACCUGAUCAUGACGUUGGCCUCCCACCUGCACCAGAAAGCCCAGGACGCUGUGCAAGAGCGUGGGAUCUUCCACCUUGCCGUUUCAGGGGGCUCGAGCCCGACUGACUUGUUCAGGAGGUUGGCCGUGCACCACUAUACGUUCCCUUGGAAACGCACCCACUUUUGGAUGGUGGAUGAGCGGUGCGUCCCAUUCGAUGACCCCAAAUCGAACUUCAGGAGCUUGCAUGACAACCUGCUGAAGUACUUCAGGAUCCCUUAUGUCAACAUCCACCCAAUGCCCGUUCGCAUGAACCAACGGCUGUGUGUCGAGGACGACCGUGGCGCAGAUCUCUACGCCAAUGAGAUUGAAAUGCUGGUCAAUAGGACAAGCUUUGAUUUUGUUUUGCUGGGGGUGGGCACUGAUGGCCACACUGCCUCACUGUUUCCCAGCAGCCAGGCUCUAACCCAUGAGGGAAACCUGGUUCUGUUUACAGAAAGCCUGGCCAAACCCCAUCAACGGAUGACCCUUUCUCUAAGUGCAAUCAACAAGGCCAGGCAUAUCGCUGUCUUAAUAACAGGGAAGAUCAAGCACCCGCUAGUGGCGAGGAUAAGCAAGGAGGUAGAGAAAUCAGAGAAAUGGCCCAUUACAAUGGUUCACCCAUCAGGUGGUGAACUCAUUUGGUUUAUUGACCAUGACGCACUCUUUGGCUGAUCAAGUUUCAUCACAGUUAACAUCUUCACCGCCUGCCAGUUCAGAACUUUGAAUGUAGCGAAUUCACUGAAGUCACUCUGUUGAAGAAUUGAUAUUUUCAUUUUUACUAUGGGAUAUGGGCUGUUAAUUCUGGGUGUGACUAUCAAAGCAGCAAACAUUUUUAGAAAAUUUUAACAAGCAAUAAGUACAUCAGGGUACGUUUUAAUUCAUUUCUACAGUUAUAAAGAACCCACUCCAUUUCAUUCUGAAUAUUUUAACCGAUCUGUUUGGACGUAUGCCGGGAGCAGGUAGGUCUUGAACCCAGGCCUCCUGGCUCAGUGGUCGGGACACUACCGCUGAGCCACAAGCAGUCUUUCAUUUCAUUCUGUUGAUUGUAACUGAAUGAGACUUGGAUGUGUUCUAUAGCUAGACUGGUAAUUCACUUCAUUAGAUCCCUACCUCCAGGUGGAGAAACCAAACAGCUCUCCUGUUAUUAGGUAAUUAAUCCACAAUCUUUUGUACAUUUUUAGAAAUAGUGACACCUCUGAGUGUAUGAAUGAUUGGUUGAAAUAUUGAGUGGUCAUGUCACAGACAACUGUGCGGAUAGCUUUCUGGUGUCAAUGCCGUGUAAGAAAUGAUGAUUCAUCUCCAAACCAGCUGGUCACAAACAGCCUCCCAGAUCUAUAGGCAUGUAUUUUCCCUGAACGUCAGCCAAGUGUCUUUUUACUCAGGUAUCCUUUUCGAAAAGAAGACAGGGGCAUUAACCACAGAGACUGUGCCACAGAGUGAGAAGAAGCAUAUAAACAUAUGUUGCAAAAUACAGGGGCUAUUUGGAAUUUUCUUUCUUCCCCAAAUGUGGUGCUUGUAGCAGAACCUUCGCUGAGGUCCUGCUAGUCUCACUAAAAGUGCAAACUUAAUUUACAUGGCCUUAGCAAACCUCACUGUCACGGAUUACAUCUUCAACACAGGAAAAUAUUUUAGUGGUGAGGAAGGCACCUUCCUUUGGUGAAGAAAAUUUCUGGAUACCAGCUCUGGUUUUGUCAUUGGAGGUUCCAGCUGUAAUUCUGACUAACAUGGAGACAGAGUGUUGGAGCCCAGAAAGACAUUUAGUGAAGGAUAGAACUGGAGCUAAUCUGUACACACUUUCACAUCCAUCUGCAGACCAGCUCAUUAUGACCAUAUACCUAAAUCAACAACAGUUUUUCAGACUGCGACUAAAGGGAUGUAAGUGUCAAAGUCCACAAGCUGCAUACAUACAAUUAAACAUCAUCACUAUAGGGUUAACAUUGAGCCUUGUGAUAAGGGGAGGUUUAGGUGGGAAUGUAGAAUAAUCAGAAUGGCAAUGAUCUUCUUGAAUGGUAGAACAAACUCAAUAGGCUGAGUGCCCUACGUCUCCGGAUAUGUGUGUGUAUGUAUGUGUGCCACAGACUUUGUAUUUAACUUUUUACAGUUAUGAUUCCCUCAUGUGAUGUGUGCAUCGGUGGCAAGGCUCAAGCAUUAACACAGGGCUUGAAACACCAGUGGAAUGAAACUUGCUGCCUGAACAUUGUAUUUUUGCACUGAAUGUUAAAGAGGCACUGAACUGCCAGUUUGUGAAUAAUUGUGGGAGGCCAACAGAUCACUUCCCUUUACCACACUGUAUGAAGAACCCAGCCAACAGAUAUUUCUCCAAAAGGGAGUUAUUUAGAAAUUGCCCAUUUUGGUAACAGUUUUAAGUUAAUUUUGAAUUGUCAGCCUUUUUUCUUCAUGAUACAAGGUCCUUUCUUCUUAAGUUGUUCCCAGUUAACUUUAAUCCUGGAAUAUUCACUAAUUGUGAUACAGUGUACACAAUGAGAUGAUUUGUGGCUUUGCCUCAGUUCAAAGUGCCUCUCUUUUUGAAGAUCCCUGAAUUGUGAAGUUCAAGAUGUUCCCACAUGCUUGACUUUCUAAUGUUGCAUUGUACAAGCUUGUGUUUCUUAGAGCCUAACUUAACUGCUGCAUUUACUUGUAUAACACUCUGCACUUCAAUGUUUAAUAAUGUGUAGGAAAUGCUUUAGGAUGUCACAGAUUUUUUAAAAAAAAUCAGUAUUUAUAUAGCACCUUACGCUGUCUCAGGCUAUCCUCAUGUGCUUUACAUCAAAUGGAGCACUUCGAAAAGUUAGACAUGUAUUGUAUGAUACAUGGUAGCCAAUUGUGAGAGCUUGCUGUGUACAAGCAGUAAUGUGACAAUGUUUGGAUAAUCUGCUUUGUGAUGAUGGUUCAGGGAUGAGCAUUGGCCUGGGGCACUGGAAAUCGAGCCACAGUCUUUGAGCCCCACCGUGGAGGAACAGUCAAAGGUUUAAUUUGAGUGUCAGUGUGGAUUGUGUACUCUUGUCUUUGAACUAUCAAUCUUGUAAUUCAGAGGCGAGAGUUAAUACUUAACUACAGCUGACUGGGAAACUAAACACAAACAUGUUCCUGAGAUAACACGGGGUGAAGCUGCAUGAACACGGCAGGCCAAGCAACACCAG
This is a messenger RNA of Stegostoma tigrinum, 5100 nucleotides long. It is a transcript of the gene h6pd, whose product is annotated as hexose-6-phosphate dehydrogenase (glucose 1-dehydrogenase). Gene Ontology annotation, biological process: pentose-phosphate shunt, oxidative branch; pentose-phosphate shunt; glucose metabolic process. The transcript has 6 exons. Gene Ontology annotation, cellular component: endoplasmic reticulum. NCBI's taxonomy places the organism in Eukaryota, Metazoa, Chordata, Chondrichthyes, Orectolobiformes, Stegostomatidae. Gene Ontology annotation, molecular function: NADP binding; 6-phosphogluconolactonase activity; glucose-6-phosphate dehydrogenase activity. The coding region runs from base 251 to 2632 and encodes 793 amino acids. The record is from RefSeq and is a predicted model, not a curated record.